Messenger RNA from Psammomys obesus (fat sand rat), 930 nucleotides. Its product is annotated as olfactory receptor 187-like. The record is from RefSeq and is a predicted model, not a curated record. NCBI's taxonomy places the organism in Eukaryota, Metazoa, Chordata, Mammalia, Rodentia, Muridae. Gene Ontology annotation, molecular function: olfactory receptor activity; odorant binding; G protein-coupled receptor activity. Bases 1 to 930 code for a protein of 309 amino acids. Gene Ontology annotation, biological process: G protein-coupled receptor signaling pathway; sensory perception of smell. Gene Ontology annotation, cellular component: membrane. The transcript has a single exon.
AUGGGAACAGAGAAUGACACACUGCUGACAGAAUUCAUUCUCACAGGACUCAGUCACCACCCACCAUGGAAAAUCCCCCUAUUUCUGAUGUUCUUAAUGAUCUAUCUCAUCACCAUUGUGGGGAACGUUGGUCUUAUUAUUCUCGUCUGGAGUGACCCUCGACUUCACAUCCCCAUGUACUUAUUUCUUGGGUGUUUAGCAGUUGUCGAUACUUUGUUAUCGUCCACAGUGACACCCAAGUUGCUUCUCACCUUAAUAGCUAAGAGUAAAGUGAUCUCUCUCUCUGAAUGCAUGAUACAGUUUUUUUCAUUUGUAAUGUGUGCAACCAUGGAAUGUUUUCUCUUGGCAGCGAUGGCCUAUGAUCGCUAUGCAGCCAUCUGCAAGCCUUUGCUCUACCCAGUGAUCAUGACAAAUAGACUGUGUGUAUGUCUGCUCAUCUUGAUCUUUGUAAUUGGAAUUCUUCAUGCUUCAAUUCAUGAAGGCAUGUUAUUCAGAUUAACGUUCUGUAAUUCCAACACAAUACAUCACUUUUACUGUGAUAUUAUGCCACUGUUAAAGAUUUCCUGUACUGACCCUUCUCUGAAUUACCUAAUUGUUUUUAUUUUUUCUGGUUCAAUCCAAGUAUUCACUAUUUCAACUAUUCUAGGCUCUUACACAUUUGUACUGUUUACAAUUUUAAAAAAGAAAUCUGCUAGAGGCAUAAAGAAAGCGUUCUCCACCUGUGGAGCCCAUCUCUUAUCUGUGUCUCUAUACUAUGGCUCUCUUCUCUUCAUGUAUUUGCUUCCUGCAUCUCAGAAAGUGCAGGGUGAAGACAUGAUGGACUCUGUGUUCUACACUGUCAUAAUACCUGUGAUGAAUCCAAUUAUCUACAGUCUGAGAAACAAGCAAAUCAAAGACUCGCUGGAGAAAAUCUUAAAGAGAAAUGUUUAG